This is a messenger RNA of Gryllus bimaculatus (two-spotted cricket), 2425 nucleotides long. Lineage: Eukaryota; Metazoa; Arthropoda; Insecta; Orthoptera; Gryllidae. The record is from the annotation of a GenBank genome assembly.
AUGGUGGUUACGUACAAUAGACGCGGCAAGCCACAUCACGAAGAGGUGAAUAAUCAGGUGCGUCUGGGUCUGACGGCCAGGACGGUGCGACGCCACAGACAAGCGGCGUCUUUCACCCGUAAUUUGCGCCGGCGUUUAUUUGAACGCGUCGAGAGCGGCGCCCACGCGCCCCGGCCGCAUGUCGCGCGCCCGCCCGGCCCCGCCCCGCCCCGGCCGCCGCGCCCGCGCCCCCCGCCGCCGCCGCCCCCCGCCCCCGGCCGCCGCCCCCGCUCGCGUGUGCUGCGGUCGGCGCUGCGGCCGCCGCUCGGUCGCCCCUCGGGGCCGCGCUUCUCCAAGCGCGCUGAUCGGCGCUGGCCUGGGGCGGCGUGGGCGCCGGCGCCCGGUUCGUCGGCCAAAGCGGCGCGCAUCCGGCAUCGGCGGCGGCGCCGGCCGAGAGCGCUGCCGCCAGUGGAGGAGCGGCGCUGCGGCUUUUCCAGGCGACCGGGGCGGGCGGGCGGUGCGGCGGGGCGCCGGAUCAAUGUUGUUCGCCGCUCGGGCGUCGGGCGGCCGGACGCCGUUGACCUCAACCGCCCGUCGCUGCCGCCCCCGGCGAAGGCGCCCGUGGCCGCCCGCCGGCCACCCUCGUACCACCUCAGCUCGCAGGACGAGGCGGAGGGCGGAGCGGGGGCGCACACGGGCCAGUUCUCGGGGGUGGCGGCCCACUUCGAGCCCAUCCCCCACGACCACGACUUCUGCGAGAGGGUGGUGAUCAACGUGAGCGGUCUCCGGUUCGAGACGCAGCUCCGCACCCUCAACCAGUUCCCCGACACGCUUCUGGGCGACCCCGCGCGCCGCAUUCGCUACUUCGACCCUCUUCGCAACGAGUACUUCUUCGACCGCAACCGGCCGUCGUUCGACGCCAUCCUGUACUACUACCAAAGCGGCGGCCGCCUCCGGCGCCCGGUCAACGUACCGCUGGACGUCUUCUCGGAGGAGAUCAAGUUCUACGAGCUGGGCGAACUCGCCACCAACAAGUUCAGGGAGGAUGAAGGCUUCAUCAAGGAGGAGGAGAAACCGCUGCCCUCGCACGAGUUCCAGCGGAAGGUGUGGCUGCUGUUCGAGUACCCCGAGUCGUCGCAAGCGGCGCGGGUGGUGGCCAUCAUCUCGGUGUUCGUGAUCCUUCUGUCCAUCGUGAUCUUCUGCCUGGAGACCCUGCCCGAGUUCAAGCAUUACAAGGUGUUCAACACCACCACCAACGGUACGAAGAUCGAAGAGGACGAAGUGCCCGACAUCACAGACCCCUUCUUCCUGAUCGAAACCAUCUGUAUCAUCUGGUUCACGUUCGAGCUGUCGGUCAGGUUCCUCGCGUGCCCAAAUAAACUGAACUUUUUCCGCGACGUGAUGAACAUUAUCGACAUAAUCGCCAUCAUUCCGUACUUUAUAACGCUGGCGACAGUCGUAGCGGAGGAGGAGAGCACUCUGAACGUGGUGCGGGCGCCCGUCAGCCCGCAGGACAAGUCGACGAACCAGGCGAUGUCGCUCGCCAUCCUCCGAGUGAUCCGGCUGGUGCGCGUGUUCCGAAUAUUUAAACUGUCGCGACAUUCGAAAGGACUACAAAUCCUCGGAAGAACUUUAAAGGCCUCCAUGCGAGAGUUAGGCCUGCUCAUUUUUUUCUUGUUCAUAGUCCUCGCGUGCGCUCCUUUCCCAUCUCGCUGGUUGCAGGCGUAUCCUGUUCUCGUCUGCCUUGUACUUCGCCGAGGCCGGCUCCGAGAACCCUUCUUCAAAAUCCAAUUCCCAGACGCUUUUGGUGGGCGUGGUUACCAUGACGACCGUGGCGUUGGUGACAUGAGGCCGGUCGGGGUGUGGGGCAAGAUCGUGGGCUCGCUGUGCGCCAUUGCGGGUGUGCUGACCAUCGCGCUGCCCGUGCCUGUCAUCGUAUCCAACUUCAACUACUUCUACCACCGGGAGACUGAUCAGGAGGAGAUGCAGUCGCAGAACUUCAACCAUGUCACUUCGUGCCCGUACCUGCCCGGGACUCUGGGCCAGCACAUGAAGAAGAGCUCGCUGUCCGAGAGCUCGUCGGACGUCAUGGAACUGGAGGAGGGGCUGCUGCUAGCACCAGCCACCAAGAAACAGCAUAACUGCAACCCGCGCUCCAACCACAACAUCAAUGCCAUGUCCAUCGAGACGGACAAAUGCCUGGCUAAAACACGAGGAUGCCCGAAGAACGAGUCCCAAAUCAAAUCCUUCAGUACAACCCAAAUGGAUGAAGAGUCAUUAGAAGCCCGCUCAAGAGUUGGAUCAACCUUCUUGCAUCAGAAACAGGUUAAAUAGCCUGGUUCCUAAUCGGAGAAGUAGUUUUGUAAAAAUAAUUUUGUAAGUUUAUUAUAUUCGUUUCGAAGUAUGUCUAAGCAAUAUGAUUGUAUCACGUACAAUAAAAUGUAUU